Messenger RNA from Erpetoichthys calabaricus (reedfish), 1347 nucleotides. Its product is annotated as ras-related protein Rab-39B-like. Lineage: Eukaryota; Metazoa; Chordata; Cladistia; Polypteriformes; Polypteridae. The transcript is spliced from 2 exons. Gene Ontology annotation, molecular function: GTP binding; GTPase activity. The record is from RefSeq and is a predicted model, not a curated record. Bases 464 to 1114 code for a protein of 216 amino acids. Gene Ontology annotation, cellular component: Golgi membrane.
GGACCUAAAACUGAACCCCUCGGCACAUGAAAGGGCCGAGCCGCAGCCCCCUAAUGGAAUGUGACGAGGACCUGCCAGUUCUCACGCUUUGAUUUCUCUGGUCUCCUGCGCCUCUUCUCCUUUCUCUUGUGCUCACAUCAGCAUGUCCGUUUAAACAAACAGAAGCUCCGAGGCCAGGAAGGAGAAGUUUGAUUUUCUCUCCCUCUCAUCAUGGCACGCCCAGCGGCUCCAAGCAGUUCCUGUCUUCUACGAGGCCGCAUACCUUUGUGUCGACACGCCGAGUCCCACCCCACGCUCACAGACCUCCGACACAAAGCAGAGCUCUCCAGUGUGUGGCUGCCAGGAGACCGAGGCACAGCCCGGGCACAGAUUGCUCCUUUCGAUUCCUUUUUCUUUUUCACUUUUUGAGAGGAACCCCAAAGGAGCUGCACCUGAAUGACUCGGGCAUAGCCCACCGUGAGUUAUGGAGUCACUCUGGCACUAUCAGUUCAGGAUUAUCAUGCUCGGAGAUUCCACAGUUGGCAAGUCGUCCCUGUUGAAGCGCUACACUGAGGACGUCUUCAUCAGCUUCAUCAAUCAGACGGUGGGGGUCGACUUCUACGUGCAGUUCUUUGAGGUGGAGCCGGGGGUCAAAGUCAAGCUGCAGUUCUGGGACACGGCCGGCCAGGAGAGGUUCAGAUCGGUGACGCGCUCGUAUUACCGGAACUCAGCCGGCGGGCUCAUAGUCUUUGACAUCAGCAACCGAAGCUCCUUCGAGAGUGUGCGAGAGUGGCACAAGGAGGUAUCUGCCCACGUCCAGCCCCACAAGGUCAUCCUCAUGCUUGUGGGUCACAAAAGUGAUUUGGAGGAGGAGAGAACGGUGACCCGUGAGGAAGGUGAAAAGCUCGCCGCUUCUCUGGGCCUGCCGUACAUCGAAACGUCAGCCAAGACCAACAGCAAUGUGGUGGAAGCCUUUCAACAGCUCAGUAGCGCCAUCUACCAGGCCUUGCAGAGCGGAGAGCUGCACCUUCGCAAAGACUGGGAUGGAGUCAAGUGUGGAGCUGCUCGGGCUCAGGAGCUCAACGACACUCAGCCGGUGCCAGUGGAAGAGCCCACCAAGUCCUGCGCCUGCUAAGUAGUCAGCCGCUGCCAGGCUCCCUCUGCUAAAACCAAAAUAACGCAUUCCGAUAUGAAAGAACGUAAACGAUAAAAAAUGGAGCCGCUUUAAUGGAAUCUUUGACCUCUGGAGACUGCAGAGUAGACCACAAGAAAGCUGCCGUGCGGGUCAUUCAGAAAAGGCCCAGGGGAGCCGAAACAACCUCAGCUGAUGAAGCCUUGGCAUUAAGGUAGCAGCGAAAGGAAAACAGC